This is a messenger RNA of Limanda limanda (common dab), 2264 nucleotides long. Its product is annotated as UNC93-like protein MFSD11. The record is from RefSeq and is a predicted model, not a curated record. The transcript is spliced from 13 exons. Lineage: Eukaryota; Metazoa; Chordata; Actinopteri; Pleuronectiformes; Pleuronectidae. Bases 368 to 1708 code for a protein of 446 amino acids.
AAGAGGAGAUAUGAGCAGGGGAUGGAUGUUGACGAAAGCAAUGACGAAGAAGUAAAAAAAAAAAAGGAAGACAGCAGAGGAAAGUACUUUUAAUUUAAGUCACAAGUUGUCAUGAGAGGGUCGGUUGGUUUUUUAGGAGGGAAGUGCGCCCUUGUCUCGGUGGUGCGUUCACUGUCCUGCGGAUCCACAGUUCGUGCAGGGGCUCUUCAGGCUCGGCUCAGUUAAAAUGGAUUUACCGGAGUUUCUAACGAGUCCGUAUGGGAGUCUGUGUUAGAUCUGCGGUUCAUACGAGUCGACAGCUCAACAUUACCAGAGGCUGUAAACACACCACACCACUUGUGUUCCUGUUCUGAGACUGAAUCCAACCAUGGCAGACACAAGGACUUUCAACGUUGUGAUCCUGGGUGUGGGAUUCCUGUUCAUUUUCACCGCCUUCACCACUUGUGGGAAUAUUGAACAAACAGUGGUGAAAAGCCUGGAGAAUGGCACUUUCACUGGGAGUGGAUACCACAGUCUUGGAAUCAUCUAUGGCAUCUUCUCCUUCUCAAAUUUACUUGCACCAGCAGUUGUUACAGUAUUAGGACCAAAGAUUUCCAUGUUUAUCAGUGGCCUUCUCUACAGUGGGUACAUCGCUGUGUUCAUCAUCCCCUCAACAUGGUCCUUUUACUUCACUUCUGUACUCAUUGGCAUAGGAGCAGCAUUGCUGUGGACGGCUCAAGGACAGUUUCUCGUGGAAAACUCAGAAGCCUCCACCAUCAACAGGAACACUGGGAUGUUCUGGGCUCUGUUACAGUGCAGCAUGUUGUUUGGGAAUCUUUACAUUUACUUUGACUGGAAUGGAAGAGCAGAGAUAUCAGACAGCAGCAGGAAAAACAUCUUCCUGUCCCUGUUGGUCACCUCUAUACUCGGCACGCUCAGCUUCCUGGUGUUGAGGAGGAGCCAUCACGAAGAGGAGAUGCUCUCUGAAGAGGAAGGGCGCCUGCUGCUUUCGACACACGCGAUGUAUAAGCACAGAGCCAGCAGUGCCAUGCAAGAUGCCAAGUCAGAAUUCAAGACAAUUCUGCAACUUCUGAAGACUAAAACUAUACUGCUCCUGAGUCCCUGCAUGGCAUACAGCGGCCUCGAGCUAUCUUUCUACAGCGGCGUGUACGGGACGUGUAUUGGAGCAACCACACAGUUUGGACUUGCAGCGAAAGGCUUGAUUGGGAUCUCUGGGAUCGUGGUGGGCAUCGGAGAAAUAGUGGGUGGAGGCUUGUUUGGUUUGCUGUGUAAGAACAACCGCUUCAGACGGACCUCUGUGGUGUUUCUGGCAAUGGUCGUCCACUUUGUCGCUUUCUAUUUGAUCUUCCUCAACAUCCCAGAUGACGCCCCCGUUGUCUUUAAGACCACGACCCAAAAGAACCCAUAUCUAACACCAAGUGUGGCCAUUGCCCUGCUGUGCAGCUUCCUGCUCGGACUCGGGGACAGUUGUUUCAACACGCAGCUCUACAGCAUAUUAGGCUGUGUUUAUGCUGAACAAAGCACGCCUGCUUUCGCUAUCUUCAAAUUCAUCCAGUCCGUUUUCGCAGCCGUGGCGUUUUUCUACAGCGGCUACGUGCUACUGAUGUGGCAGCUCCUGCUGAUGGUCAUCCUGGGCUUCGCCGGAACGCUCAGCUUCUUCGUGGUGGAGCGGAUGCAGAACAUCUCCUUAGACUUGCAGGAAUAUUAGAAAAGAAGACAUUGUUUGAAAUCAACGUUUUAGACAUCUUGGUGGGCGGGACUGAAGUCACCAGAAAAAAAAACAAUCCUGCAUGUUUUAUUUCAAGAGGUUAUUUUAAAAUCUCCUUUUACCAUAAUGCACUGAGGAUAAAUAUUCACACAAGAAUAUUUUAAAAUGAUGCCACAACUGAACCGAGUUGCCUUAGGACAAGCUUUGAAUAGUGCUGCAUGGUUUUUGUACCUUGCACAUUUUCUCUCUUAAUUUCCGACACUACAUAGUGUAAUUGCUAAUUCACACUAUUUUUCCUACUGCACUUGAUCUUACUGUAGGGUGGGUAAAAGAACCACUCACGUACAGUAGCUCUUAUCUGCUUCCAGCUCAGGUCCGUUUUUAAAUGCAGUGUCAUUGCUGAGAAUAUUUAUGCAUUGGUUUAUAGCUUGUCAGAAUUGACAGAUUGAAUAAGAAUUGAUUAUCUAUAAAUAUUGUUCCUGUCAUUAUUUCUCAGAAAAAAAAAGUUAACUAACUAAUGCCUGACAAUCACUGUUCUCAAGGUUUUUUUUGUAAA